This is a messenger RNA of Sus scrofa (pig), 7348 nucleotides long. It is a transcript of the gene PLXNC1, whose product is annotated as plexin C1. Gene Ontology annotation, cellular component: semaphorin receptor complex; plasma membrane. Gene Ontology annotation, biological process: semaphorin-plexin signaling pathway; negative regulation of cell adhesion; positive regulation of axonogenesis. The record is from RefSeq and is a predicted model, not a curated record. Gene Ontology annotation, molecular function: semaphorin receptor activity; protein binding. NCBI's taxonomy places the organism in Eukaryota, Metazoa, Chordata, Mammalia, Artiodactyla, Suidae.
CCCGAGCGCGCGCAGGAGCCGCCGCCGCCGCCGCCCGCGUCUCCGUCGCCGCGCGCCUGAGCCGCCGCGGUCGCCGCCGCGCGCCCUGCCCGGGGGCGGCCCCCCCAGCCCCAUGGAGCUCUCCCGGAGGAAGGCAUCACCGCGCCCCCCGCGCCGCGCCGCGCCGCUGCCCCUGCUAGCCUAUCUGCUGGCGCUCGCGGCGCCCGGCCGGGGCGCGGACGAGCCCGUGUGGCGGUCGGAGCAAGCCAUCGGAGCCAUCGCGGCGAGCCGGGCGGACGGCGUGUUCGUGGCGAGCGGCAGCUGCCUGGACCAGCUGGACUACAGCCUGGAGCACCGGCUCUCGCGCCUGUACCGGGACCAAGCGGGGAACUGCACGGAGCCGGUCCCGCUGACGCCCCCCGCGCGGCCCCGGCCGGGGAGCAGCUUCAGCAAGCUGCUGCUGCCCUACCGCGAGGGGGCGGCCGGCCUCGGGGGGCUGCUGCUCACCGGCUGGACCUUCGACAGGGGCGCCUGCGAGGUGCGACCUCUGGGCAAUCUUAGCCGCAGCUCCCUGCGCAACGGCACCGAGGUGGUGUCGUGUCACCCGCAGGGCUCGACGGCCGGCGUCGUGUACCGCGCGGGCCCGCAGAACCGCUGGUACCUGGCAGUGGCCGCCACCUACGUGCUGCCCGAGCCCGAGACGGCGAGCCGCUGCAACCCCGCAGCGUCCGACCGCGGAAUGGCCAUCGCGCUCAAGGACACGGAGGGGCGCAGCCUGGCCACGCAGGAGCUGGGACGCCUCAGGCUGCGCGAGGGCGGGGGCAGCCUGCACUUCGUGGACGCCUUCCUCUGGAACGGCAGCGUCUACUUCCCUUACUACCCCUACAACUACACGAGCGGCGCCGCCACCGGCUGGCCCAGCAUGGCGCGCAUCGCCAAAAGCAACGAGGUGCUGUUCCAGGGCCAGGCGGCCCUCGACUGCGGCCACGGCCACCCCGACGGCCGCCGCCUGCUGCUCUCCUCCAGCCUGGUGGAGGCCCUGGACGUCUGGGCGGGCGUGUUCAGCGCGGCCACCGGAGAGGGCCAGGAGAGGCGCUCCCCCGCCACCACGGCACUCUGCCUCUUCAGGAUGCGUGAGAUCCAGGCGCGCACCAGAACCUGCAGCUGGGACUUCCAGGCCGAGAACCACUGCAAAGAAGGGGAUCAACCUGAAAGAGUCCAACCAAUCGCAUCAUCUACCUUGAUCCAUUCCGACCUGACAUCCGUUUAUGGCACCGUGGUAAUGAACAGGACUGUUUUAUUCUUGGGGACUGGAGAUGGCCAGUUACUUAAGGUUAUUCUUGGUGAGAAUUGGACUUCUAAUUGUCCAGAGGUUAUCUACGAAAUUAAAGAAGAAACACCUGUUUUCUACAAACUUGUUCCUCACCCUGAGAAGAAUAUCUACAUCUAUCUAACAGCCGGGAAAGAGGUGAGGAGAAUUCGUGUCGCGAACUGCAAUAAACAUAAAUCCUGUUCGGAGUGUUUAGCGGCCACAGAUCCUCACUGCGGUUGGUGCCAUUCGCUACAAAGGUGUACUUUUCAAGAAGAUUGUGUCCGUGUAGAGAGCUCUGAAAACUGGCUGGAUAUUUCAUCCGGAGCGAAACAGUGCCCUCAAAUUCACCUGUCUCGAAGCAGUAAAGAUAAGACGACAGUGACCGUGGUAGGAAGCUUCUCUCCCAGACGCUCAGAGUGCCUGGUGAAGACCGUGGACACCGGCAAGGUGCUCUGUAAGGGUAAAAGUGUAUCCAAUGAGACCUGCACCUGCAGCAUCCCGACCAGAGCAUCCUACAAAGAUGUUUCCAUCGUCACGAUGUUCUCCUUUGGUUCCUGGCAUUUGUCAAAAAGAUUCAGCUUUACCAACUGCUCGUCAUUGAGAGGAUGCCCGGUAUGUAUUGGAACUGGCUGCACUUGGUGUAAAAGUGAGAAAAAAUGUAUCCAUCCCUUCGUGGCUUGUGACCCUUCUGAUUACGAGAGAAACCAGGAACUCUGCCCAGUUGCUCUGGAGAAGUGGGCACGACCUAAGUCAGCGGGAGGAGGAAGAUUCAAGGAGAACCAGCGUAACCAAACUAACCAGGGCUUGCAGGUCUUCCGCAUUAGGUCCAUUGAGCCACAGAAAAUAUCGACUUUAGGGAAAAGCAACGUCAUCGUCACGGGAGAAAACUUUACCCGGGCAGCUAACAUCACAAUGAUCCUGAAAGGAACCAGUACUUGUGAUAAGGAUGUGAUACAGGUUAGCCAUGUGAUAAACGACACCCAUAUGAAUUUCUCUCUUCCAUCAAGCCGAAAAGAAAUGAAGGAUGUAUGUAUCCAGUUCGAUGGCGGGGACUGUUCUCCUGUGGGACCCCUGUCUUACAUCGCUCUGCCCCACUGUUCCCUCAUAUAUCCUGCGACCACCUGGCUCAGUGGCGGUCAACAUAUAACCAUCAUGGGCAGAAAUUUUGAUGUAAUUGACAGCUUAAUCAUUUUACCUGAACCGAAAGACAAAAACGAUGCAUACCAUCUGUGCUACCACGGAACUCCUGAGUCCGCAGACUGGCAGUGGAGUCUCUCCAGUUGUGGCACAGAGGGAAGCGGGCUGACCUUGAUGCGACGAGACCUGCCGCUUCCUCCCAGGAUCUCUGAAUAUUGCAUGGCAACUUACUGCAGAUUUUCAGCCCCCAAGUUAAAGAGUUUAAAAGGGCGCACCAAUGUCACCGUGAAGCUCCGAGUGCAGGAGACCUUCUUGGAUUGUGGAAGCUUGCAGUACCUUGACGACCCCAGAUUUACAGGGUACCGGGUUGAGCCUGAGGUGGACACAGAACUGGAAGUAAAAAUUCAAAAAGAAAAUGAUAACUUCAACAUUUCCAAGAAAGACAUUGAAAUCACUCUCUUCCAUGGAGAAAGCGAGACGUCAAAUUGCACUUUUGAAAAUAUUACUAGAAAUCAAGAUCUCACCACCAUCUUUUGCAAAAUUAAACACAUCACUUCUGCAAACAGCAUUGCCGCCUCUUCCAAGAAAGUUCGAGUCAUACUGGGAAACUUGAAGCUUGACGUCGAGCGGGAAUCCGUUCUCUCCACUUGGUAUUUUCUGAUUGCACUUCCCGUCUUGCUGGUGAUUGUCAUUUUUGCGGCCGUGGGGGUGACCAGGCACAAAUCGAAGGAACUGAGUCGCAAACAGAGCCAACAGCUGGAGCUCCUGGAGAGCGAGCUCCGGAAAGAGAUACGUGACGGCUUUGCUGAGCUGCAGAUGGAUAAAUUGGAUGUGGUUGAUAGUUUUGGAACUGUUCCCUUCCUUGACUACAAACAUUUCGCUCUGAGAACUUUCUUCCCCGAGUCAGGUGGCUUCACCCACAUCUUCACUGAAGAUAUGCAUAACAGAGAUGCCAGUGAUAAGAAUGAAAGCCUGACAGCUUUGGACGCCCUAAUUUGUAAUAAAAGUUUUCUUGUUACGGUCAUCCACACUCUGGAGAAGCAGAAGAACUUUUCUGUGAAGGACAGGUGUCUGUUUGCCUCCUUCUUGACCAUCGCCCUGCAAACCAAGCUGGUCUAUCUGACCAGCAUCCUGGAGGUGCUGACCAGGGACCUGAUGGAGCAGAGCAGUAACAUGCAGCCCAAACUCAUGCUAAGACGCACGGAGUCCGUGGUGGAAAAACUCCUCACAAACUGGAUGUCUGUCUGCCUUUCUGGUUUUCUGCGGGAGACUGUUGGAGAGCCAUUCUAUUUGCUGGUGACGACUCUGAAUCAGAAAAUAAACAAGGGUCCCGUUGAUGUCAUCACUUGCAAAGCCCUGUACACCCUUAAUGAGGACUGGCUGCUGUGGCAGGUUCCGGAAUUCAGUACUGUGGCAUUAACUGUCACCUUUGAAAAAAUCCCAGAAAACGAGAGCGCAGAUGUCUGUCGGAAUAUUUCAGUCAAUGUUCUUGAUUGUGAUACCAUAGGUCAAGCCAAAGAAAAGAUUUUCCAAGCAUUCCUGAGCAAAAAUGGCUCUCCUUAUGGACUUCAGCUGAAUGAAAUUGGUCUUGAGCUUCAGGUGGGCACACGACACAAAGAACUUCUGGAUAUUGACAGCUCCUCUGUGAUUCUCGAGGACGGAAUAACGAAGCUGAAUACCAUUGGCCACUACGAGAUCUCAAAUGGAUCCACUAUAAAGGUCUUCAAGAAGAUAGCGAAUUUCCCUUCCGAUGUGGAAUACUCAGAAGACCACUGCCAUUUGAUUUUACCAGAUUCGGAAGCAUUCCAAGAUGUGCAGGGAAAGAGACACCGAGGGAAGCACAAGUUCAAAGUAAAAGAAAUGUACCUGACAAAGCUGCUGUCCACCAAGGUGGCCAUUCACUCUGUGCUCGAAAAGCUUUUUAGAAGCAUUUGGAGUUUACCCAACAGCAGAGCCCCAUUUGCUAUAAAAUACUUUUUUGACUUUUUGGAUGCCCAGGCUGAAAACAAAAAAAUCACAGAUCCUGAUGUCGUACACAUUUGGAAAACAAACAGCCUCCCUCUUCGCUUCUGGGUGAACAUCCUGAAGAACCCUCAGUUUGUCUUUGACAUUAAGAAGACACCCCACAUCGAUGGCUGUUUGUCCGUCAUCGCCCAGGCCUUCAUGGACGCCUUUUCGCUCACGGAGCAGCAACUGGGGAAGGAAGCACCAACUAAUAAACUUCUCUAUGCCAAGGAUAUCCCAACCUACAAAGAGGAAGUGAAAUCUUAUUACAAAGCAAUCAGGGAUUUGCCUCCAUUGUCAUCUUCAGAGAUGGAAGAAUUCUUAACUCAGGAAUCUAAGAAACAUGAAAAUGAAUUUAAUGAAGAAGUGGCCUUGACAGAAAUCUACAAAUACAUCAUAAAAUAUUUUGAUGAGAUUCUAAAUAAACUAGAAAGAGAACGAGGGCUGGAAGAAGCUCAGAAACAACUCUUGCAUGUAAAAGUCUUAUUUGAGGAAAAGAAGAAAUGCAAGUGGAUGUGAGCACUCUGGGGCCUGGCUUAACGUGGCAAAGUUCUUCCGACGACUUGGGAGCAAAGUGGCUGAGCUUGAGCUACUCUGUGUCGUUCAUUUUUUAAGUUUGCACAUAGGUUCCACUCCGAGUACCGUCUUUUAAGAGACCAAGGCACAUGCACAGCUUUUAGAAAGCGUCCCAACCACUGUGCCUGUGUGGGUACUGUGGGAACCUUUCUGUAAAUAGGAUGGAAGUGGUUGUUGCAAACAGCCUCCUUGUUUACAGAGAAUACAGGGCCAGUAAGCAAGGGUCAGUAUUGUAACUACAUGUCUCCACUUAAGCACAAUGAUGUAAGUGGUUUUGUUUGAAAACUACAGCUAUGUAGCACUUGGGACGACACUGCACCUGUGCAGAAAAGGGACAUUGCCAAGGAGCAAAAACAAAAUGUGAAAUGAGUCAUUUGGAAACAAGGUGGGGGUGUGAGGGCAACCUCGAGGAUUUACGGCAGUGAAACUUUCCCCAGUAGUUCUUGGAAAAGCUGACCGCAGAAUUUGGUAGUAUGUACACUUAGCAUUUGUGAGUGUGUGUGUGUGUGUUUUUAAACCAAAAACUAACAGUGUUGCAACAUUGUUGAAAGGGCUCGUGUUUUUCAGUGGUCGCCCAUUGUACUCCAUGCCACUCACCUCCACUGCACUGAGGAGUUCUAAAGCAAGGAGAGGGAGCAGGCUCCGUUAGCUGCGACAGCAUUCUGCCCAGACACUUGAUCUCAAAGUAGCUUCCUUUUCUUUAUUUUUUCAUACUAAAUGUAUCUGAUAGUGGACAUGUUGGCUAUAGUUAAAAAAAAAAAAUCAUUAGUUUGUGUCUAAAAAUUUCAAUCAAAACUAUCUGUAGACGAGGAAUUAAUUCACUCCCCUCAUCCUACAUUUCUAUACUACUAGCUCCUUGCUUUAGAGUUCUAGUGAACCUUGUGGUUAUAAAUACUUGUGUGUGAUUUAAAAAAAAAAAAUACAUUUUACAUUUCAUGAAAUUGCUGUUCACACUGGAGUAUUAUAUAUGAAUAUAUAUAUAUUUGAGGCCCAUGGCCUGAAAAACCUUAGCAUACAACUUGGUAUCUUAGUCUUACUAUGUACUUUUUGAAAGUAUUCCUCACAAGAGAGAGAGUUACAAAAGACCUGUUUUAUUCAUGCCUUUUUUUAAAAGAAUUCCCUAUCUAGUUAUAUUGUAGUCUUUUUAUUGCUGAUUUUUUAUUCCUGAAUUUUUGCUGCUCAUGACCAAUGUUAAUACCACUGUGUUUUCCUUCUAUUAAACCAGAAGUUCAAAGUGUAAUUGGCAACUCUCAAACUUUCUUUGUGGCACCUUUUAUCCUUGGUGUUCCAAAUCCCAGAUUGAGAAAUUUUUUCAAGUGGCAAAUAAGACACGGAUCACACAUUCCUUAAAAUCAUUUACCAACACUGUAUGGCGUAUCAGGAUUAAAAUGCGAAGCUGUCUUAAAUCAAUGCACUUCUCUUGGCUCCUCACUGUCUGGUGAAGAGUCCAAGGUGACACCUCAACAAAUGAUGAGAGAAAAAUCAGCAUGUAUUGCCCCGAUAGCACCUUCCCAAUCCUGUCGCUUUUGACCAUUGUCUGUCCAAUGGACACACCUCAAAAAUACUACCAAAUAGGUUCCUUAUAACGGUGAGAGGUCUGGUCCCCAUCUGAGGCUGCUAGCGCCUUGAUGUGAAGGCAUGCCUAGCGAACGGCAGGAGACUUGAGAGCCAAGGGUAGGAGAGUUGCCCAAAAGCCUUCCCCUCUUUGGGGUACAGAAAUGCUCAGACAACUCAAAGGAUCAGCUUCAGCUUUAUCGAAGUCUUUAGUAAAUGCUACGUGAGGUGUCCCUGUCCAGCUCUCUGGCACGUGAGUCCUGCGUGGAGACUUACCUCCUUUUCCAGGGACUGUGCUGCUGGGAACUUUGGGCAAGUCACUUACCUCUUUGUGCCUCAAUUUCUGUAGACUAUUUCUAACCUACCUCACUGAGGUGGUGUGAAGAUUCACUAAUGUAUGUAGCGUGUUUGUCAAUCCACCAGUGAAAAGCACUAUCUAUCUGGAUCACAUUUUUGGAUCACAUCAGCCAAACACAGUAAAUGGCCAAAUUAGAUGCGUGCUGAAGACAAUCAGUCACUGGGUCUAUAUUAAACAGCAACCAGAGAAACAAAAUGGCAAACAGUUUCUAUUUUCAAGUUUCUUUGCAUAUUUUUUUGGUGCAAAAUCAUUUAUAAACUUUUUUUUUUCUAACACUAGUGUCUACAGCAGCAUUUCAAAAUAAAUUCUGUUACCUUUUUCUGUAUUAGGGAUUUAAAGUCUAUUUCUUAUUGUAUACCUGAUUGAAGCAGUUCUUGGAGAUGAAUGUUUUAAAUGUCUAUAUCCAAAAAUAAACAUUUUGAUGUAAA